AUGCUGGGCGGUAACAGACAACACUAUUACAUCGGACUGGCCGUAUUCAUUGUGUUCGCGUCAUUCACGAUCUUUCUCUCCCGGCAGGACGACCAUGUCCUGUACAACCAGAUUGGAAAGGUGCCUUACAAAUGUGCAUCUACUGGCGUUGAUGGGUCCGCGAAGCCUGCUCUCAGCGAUGCCAUCUCAGCAGUGUUCGAUUCCAUAAAACACGAUCCCUCAAACCCCGAAUACAUCGACGGCUCCGGCAAGAAGUUUGUCGCCAACCAAACCAUAUGGACGAAGCCCUUCGGCAAAAGGCUCCUCAUUGUCGAUAUCGACACCCGUGUCCCCACCGACGAGAACCAGAUCCUCAACCCUGCCAAGCUUAACUUUGAAGAGAUGGAAAUGCGCGGCGGCGGCCUCGUCUCCAACGCAAUCAUGAACCACUACAUGUACGCUAUGGUCCAUGGCUAUGACUACAAAUACUACCAAGCGCAAUCGAUUCCCGACCACUACGACACAUGGAUCAUGCCGCACGCGUUCCGCGACCUCAUCGAGGACUACCAGUUCGUUGUUGCCCUGGAUGCCGACGUAGUCCUCUCGCACAUAGAAGUGCCUCUAGAAUGGAUGUUCAACCGCUGGGGCAUCCAACAGCACACGUCCAUGGCACUGCCGUGGGACACUGAAGAGAUCAAGAACGGCGUACCGGUCAGCCUGGACAGCAAAGGCCUGCGCGUCCUCAACACAGGCUUCGUCGUAGCCCAGAACUCGCCCACGACUAUCGACAUGCUCGAGAAGUGGCGCGACUGUACCACGGAAACGCGCUACCACGGCUGCGGUCGCUGGAAGCAAGAGUGGUCGCACGAGCAGCGCGCUUUCUCAGAGUACAUCCGGUAUGACUACAACUUCACCGCCGAGACGAUCGUUCCGAUUGAUUGCGACGACGCGGUCGGCUGGCCCGGCUUUGCAGCGGACAACCCGCAGAACCCGGGCAUUAGCGAUUGCUCGGGGAACUUUGUGAGGCAUUAUACCCUCAGCAAGAGCAAAGUGAAGGAUGCCGGAAUAAUGAGCGUCAUGAACCCGCUCGCAAAUAUCUUGCAGACACAGCUGCUCAAGCAACAGAGCUCUGUGUGGUACAAGGAGCCUGAGAGAGUCGAAGAGGCCAAGGACGAAGACGAGUCAGGGAAGGCAGCCGAGAACACUGAGGAGAGAAACGAAGAGGAAGAGGACGAGGCAUUAAUAUUAGUGGGUCUCGGAAACUAG
Messenger RNA from Parastagonospora nodorum SN15, 1245 nucleotides. RefSeq lists its product as hypothetical. Gene Ontology annotation, cellular component: Golgi membrane. Gene Ontology annotation, molecular function: glycosyltransferase activity. The record is from RefSeq and is a predicted model, not a curated record. The transcript has 2 exons. The coding region runs from base 1 to 1245 and encodes 414 amino acids. NCBI's taxonomy places the organism in Eukaryota, Fungi, Ascomycota, Dothideomycetes, Pleosporales, Phaeosphaeriaceae. Gene Ontology annotation, biological process: protein N-linked glycosylation.